Molecule: messenger RNA, 7332 nt
Organism: Paramecium pentaurelia
Lineage: Eukaryota; Ciliophora; Oligohymenophorea; Peniculida; Parameciidae
Source: the annotation of a GenBank genome assembly
AUGUUAAUCAUUUACAUAGUCAACUCUUAGUGGGUAAUUGUCGAUUAGUUUCUCUAUGGCUACAAUAUAUACCAAUAUUCAACUUGUUGCAGGUGCAGCUAUUCUUAUACAGAAUACUUUCGUGAGGGAGGGACAUCAGACAUUACAGCUAAUUUUAUUACUUGUAAAUAACCUUCCAUAAGUUAUAUCACUUUGGAUAGCACCUUUAACACAAUUAAUCGUCUUAUUACUUAUAAUUUUUAAAGUGGAUAUUUUAUAUCAUUUGAUUUAUACUUUCAAGGUAAGUGGGACAAUGAUAAAGUAGUUUUUUAAAUUGGUUCAUUUUUUCAUGAAUUUAAAUAUUCCUCACCUGAUUAAUAUCCAAUUACACAAGGGUUUUGUGAUUCCCUUUAAACUGAUGUAAGGACAAUUAAUUUCAUUCUACCAAGCACAUAAUCAGGGUAGAUAAAUUUCAAAUAGUCUAAUACAAAUACUGGAUCUGUUUCAAUCAGAACGAUCAUGAUAUUGAAAAAAUCAACCCAAUGCUAUCCCUCAUGUAGCUCAUGUACAGGUCCAGAGAAAAACUAGUGCACCUCUUGUUUUUCAGGAGCACCGACAAAUAAUCAAUGUCCCUCUUGUUCAAAUGGCUAGUAUUACGAAAAAUAGGUAGGAUGCAGGUCUUAUUGUAAAUUUGAGAAAUUAAGAUAUUCAAAUGGAUUUUGUUAAGAAUUUGAACGUAAUAUUAAAAGUUUAUUUUAGAUUCUGUAAUUGUACAGUUUGAUAAUUCUAUAUCAUCAGCUAAAAUGUUGAGAUGGCAAUUAAUAUAUGACCCAUUACAUGUAGACACAUCACCAAAAUAUAUUUAUGCAUAUCAUUACGUCUAUGGCAUUUUUAAAUAUUAUUCUGGAAUUGGUAGACUUAUAUAAGAAAUAAGCACAUCAACCAUUACCUAUUCCUAUGGGAUGAGAAUUAAAUUAAUAUUAUUCAAUAAUUUAUAACUAGGUGGAGGAAUAAGAUUUUUGAUUAACAACACUUACUAUAGUUCUAUUUAUAAAGAUUCUUAAGGAAUCUAAACACACGGAAUUAAAAUUAGUGAAAUAUCUUAAAUAUCUAAUAUUGGUGCUUGCAACUCAUACUCCUAUUGUUAUUAUUAUGAUCUCUAUAUGUUUGUUGAUAUCCCCUAGUAUCAAUUCUACUUUUCGGCUAUUGGAAACUUUACGUAAUAUUAUUAGUUAUCAUAGGGAUUCAACUGUGGGAUGGGGAUUAAUAUCCCUCCAUAUUACAAAUGGACUUUGCCCAUUAAACUGCCAGAUAUGUGAAGUAUCCUAUCAAUGUAAAAAAUGUAAAACUAAUUUUUAUUUUGUGGGUAAGGACGGUAAUUGUAUUUAUGGAUGUUCUAAUCCUCCCACUUUGAAAAUUGUAGGAGAUUAUUGUUAGGAUUUAGAAGAUUAAAUACCUUGUAAUUAAAUUGAUAUUAUUUGUUAGAUUCAAAAUAUUUGAUGAAAUAUGACCAUGAUGCUCCAGAUUAAUAUUCUUAAUACUAAUUACUCUCCUAAAAGGGAGUAAAUUUUUUAAAAGGAGAAGAUAUUCUAUAUUCUUAUUGGAACAAUAUAAGAGUCUUUGGGGGAUAAUAUGUUUGGAGUCAGGCUGUAUUUUAAAGAAUUUAUUAAAUUGAUAAUCCACACCAUAGCAUUACUAUUUAAUUUUAAAUUAUUUUCGGACCUAGUUUCCCUUCAGAAAGCAGAUUUAUUUGUACAAUUGAUGAUAAUUUACCUUUUUAAUAUUCUAAGAGCAGUUAAAGUAUUAUAAGAAAUAAAAUUGCUCAUUCAUAAAAUAUUUUAACAAUAAAAUGGGAAUGUUAUGGAGAAAAAAAUGAACCAAUAUAAGCAUAUUGUGGAUUCUAUUAUUACUAUAUUGUGGUUCAUUACUGUUAACCCUAUUGUUUAAAAUGUACAGAUUAAAAUACUUGUUUAGAAUGGGAAUAAUAUGAUAAAAAUUUAAUAAAUUUAUCUUAGAAUGAAUGUCAAAGUGAAUAAUUUUAUGAUAAUUUUUAAUUAAAAUGUAUAGAUUGUCCUUCUUAAUGUUUAACUUGUAAAUCAUAAAUAGAUUGUAUAACUUGUAAAUCUACUUAUAUUCUGACUAAACUAGGAUGUGUAUGUGAAAAAAAUUAAUAUGAAUUUGAAAAUCAAUGUGUAAGUUGUCCAUAAUAAUGUGAAUAAUGUUUAAACUAAUCAUUCUGUUUAUAAUGUUCAAUCACUAAAUUUAGAACUCUUUUAAAUGGAGAAUGUGUAUGUUUAGAUGGAUAUUACUCAGUAUCAACAAAUCCUUAAUGUUUGAGAUGUCAUUUAUUAUGUAAAACUUGUUCAGGACCAAAUGAAUGUCUAGAAUGUUAAAAUAUUAGCAAUAUUGAGAAAGUUGAUUCAAUAUGCAAAUGCAAAUAAGGUACAGCAUAUGAGGAUUCACUUAAUACAUGUGCUGUUUGUCAUUAAACAUGUUUAACUUGUUUUAGAACUACAAUAAAUGGAUGUUUGACUUGUGAUUUUACAUAGAAAAGAAUAUUGAGAGGAUUGAAAUGUGAAUGUGAACCAGGAUAUUAUGAAGUGAAUAAUAAUUGUACAAGUAAAUAUAUGAUUUUUAAUUUUAGAUUGUCCAAAUGAUGAAGAUAGUUCCUUAUAGUAAUGUUAUAAUUUAUGCAAUAAUAAUUAAAAAAUAUGGCAUACCAUUAUUUGUAGUGUUUGUAAUACUGGUUAAAUAUUAAUAAAAAAUAAUUGUUAACCCUAAUGUGGAGACUCAUAGAUAGAACUAUAUGAAGAAUGUGAAGAUGACAAUAAUAUUUUAGAUGAUUUAUGUUAUAAUUGUUAAUUUCAAUGUCCAAAACAUUGUUAGAGUUGUGAUUAAACAACUACUCUACCUUGUCCAGAUAUUUGUGGGGAUGGAAUAAUUUCAGGUGAUGAAGAAUGUGAAGAUGGUAAUAAUAUACAAUAUGAUGGAUGUUACAAUUGUAAAUACUAAUGUUAGUCUGCUUGUACUAAAUGCAUUUUGGGAAAGUGUUUUGAAUGUUUAACUCUAGGAUGGUAUACUGAUACAUCAACCGAUAUUUGGACAUGUAAAGAAAAAUGUGGAGAUGAAUUGAUAGUUGGAAGUGAACAAUGUGAAGAUAAUAAUACUAUUGACACAGAUGGAUGUCAUAAUUGUAGAUAUUUUUGUAGAAAGGGUUGUUCAUCUUGUGAUUUCUCUACUAAUACAUGUUUAAGUUGUGAAGAACCAGGUUAUUAACCUGAAUAAUAUUAUUGCAAAAAUAUUUGUGGAGAUGGAUUACUUGUUAAAGGUCUCUAUGGAUUUUUUUCAGAGUAUUGUGAUGAUGGUAAUACUGAUAAUAGUGAUAUGUGUAAUAGUUCAUGUAACAAUUGCGCUUAUGGAUAUAGCUUAUCUAAAUAGAAGAUAUGUGAACCUGUUUGUGGAGACUCUAUAAAAUUAAGUGUUGAAAUAUGUGAAUCAGGGCAUAUAUUACCUUAUAGAGGAUGCCAAAAUUGUAAGGCAAAGUGUUAAAGUGUUUGUAUCAAUUGUGAUACAAAUGGAAAGGGUUGUUUAGAAUGUCAACUUGGAUACGUUAAUUUAAAUAAUGUAUGUCAUUCUAUAUGUGGAGACUUAAUAAUUACUGAAGAUGAAGAAUGUGACGAUGGAAACCUAAUUUAUGGAGAUGGUUGCCAUUUCUGUAGAUUUAGUUGUAUUAAAUCAUGUCUUAGUUGCAUUAAAGGAGUUUGUUAUUAAUAUGAAAAUGAGGAAGAUUAAGCCAUAUAGAAAUGUUUAUCAAUUUUAGGGUUAGAUAUGGAUAUAAAUUAAUAAAUAUGCAUAUUAUUUAGUGAAUUAAUCUAUUUCAAUGGAUCUUAAAUUAAGAAUCUAUUUUAAUGUCAUCAUAAAUGUUAAUUUUGUUAAUUUUAAACAUGCUAUCUUUGUUAAUAAGGUUAUGAAUUAACCCCUAAUAAGUAAGAAUGUAGACAAUCUUCUAUAUUUUUAGAGUAAUUAGAAUAUUGUCAAAUAAGUAUUGAGAGUAUUUGUUAAAAAUGUGAAGAUUAUGCCUAUUUUAAUAUAAUUGAAAAUAGAUGUAAACUAUUUUCUUAUUCUUAUUCUUAAGAAUUAAAUUAAAAUUAAUAAUGUAAUUAUGGGUAUCAUUUGGAUAAUAAAUAAAUAUGUGUCUCAUAAUGUGGAGAUGGAAUUCUUACAUAAGAAGAAGAAUGUGAAAUUUAGGAUGAAAAUUGUAUAUAAUGUAUUUAUCAAAAACCUUUAAGAUGUAAUAAUUUCUUUAAGGAUCUUUGUCUUGAAUGUGAAAUGGGUUAUUAAUAUGAUAUAAUGAAUAAAUAAUGUGGAAUUUAUAGGGAAUAUGGAUACUUAGCAAUGAGUGAAGAUGAUUUAAAUUAUAAGAAUUGUCAAUUGAUAUUAAGUAGUGAUUGUCUUAUAUGUGAAUAAGGAAUAUGCUUAAAAUGUAAAUAAAACUACUUUCUUAUUAAUGGAUUAUGUAAGGAUAUUCAAACAUUUUAAGAAAUUAUAACUGAUUAUGAUACAAAUUUUGAUUAAUAUGAUAAUGAAAGUUCAUAUGAUAAUUAUUAAUAAGAAUUAUGUGAUUAAAAUUGUGAUAAAUGUAAAGAUGGAAUUUGUGAAUAAUGUAAAAAGGAUUUUCAAUUCAAUUCAAUUAUUAAACUAUGUUAAUCAUCUGAUAUCAUUUAAUAUAUUUAAUUAUAUAUAGAAGAUACAUUAUAGGAUACAAUUAUAAAUGAUUAUCAAUAUUAUUGUUAAUUAUUGAAAAAUUAAAUAUACUUGGAUUAUUAGUUUUAGGCUUAUAAUGUAAACUGUUUACAUCAAAUACAACAAAAUUAAUAAUUAGAUAAGUAUGAUUAUGUAAAUGAAAAUGAUAAUUUUUUUUGUAAUUCUAAUUGUUUAUUCUGCAAUUUUGGUAUUUGUAGUUUAUGUUUAGAAGGAAGUUACAUAUUUAAUAAUGAAUGUAUUUAAAAUGGAAUUGUAUAAUAUUAUUAAAAUGAAUCAAUAUGUGGAGAUAAGUUAAUAUAAAUGGGAGAAGUUUGUGAUGAUGGCAAUGAAAUUUAAUAUGAUGGAUGUUUCUAAUGUCAAUUUAGUUGUGAUUAAUACUGUAACAAUUGUAUAUUAGGAAUUUGUUAUAGUUGUGAAAUAGGAUUUGUUUUGAUUUUUUAAAUUUGUGAACCUUAUUGUGGUGAUGGUUUAGUUGUUCCAUUUACGAAUGAGGAAUGUGAUGAUGAAAAUGAAUUGUAAGCUGAUGGAUGUGAUUUAUGCAAAUUUGAAUGUGUAGCAAAUUGCUUAAAAUGUAAUUAAGUACAUUGUAAAAAAUGUGAAAAAGGAUUUGAAAAUAAAAAUGAAAUAUGUAUAUCUAUUUGUGGUGAUGGAAUUGUAAUUCCUGAGUAUGAAUAAUGCGAUGAUAGCAAUAAUAUAAUGUAUGAUGGUUGUUUUAAUUGUCAAUAUUAAUGUAGUUAGGAUUGUUUAUAAUGCUCUAAAGGAAUUUGUCUAUUAAGUUGCCCAAAUGGUAGAAUUGUUGUUGAUGGUGCUUGUCUAUUUUAGUGUGGUUAAUUAAUGGUGAAUUAUGAUAUAGAAUGUUAUGAUGGUAAUGACAUUGAUAAUGAUGGAUGUUUUGAAUGUAAAUAUAAAUGUGUGCUUGGUUGUCAUACUUGUAAUAAAGGAAUUUGCACUUAAUGCAUUUAAGGGUAUAUAUUAUUGAAUUAAUAAUGUUAUGAGUUUGAACAUGAGGAUGAUUUUAGUUCUAUUUUAGAAAAUUCACAGAAUAAUUGGAUUUGUAAGAAUUUUGAAUGUGCUUAUUCUGAAAGUCCGAAGUUAUAAUUUAAUAAUUUAGGAAUGAAAAAUGAAUAAUAUUUAAUUAAAAUUAAUUUUGAUUAAGAAGUUAGAUGUGAUUUAACAGAAUGUCAAGAAAUAUUCAAUAUUUAUAUUAAAGAAAUAGAGGGAGAUCUAUAUAAAAUUUAAUGUACUCCUUUUGAAGAUUAAGAAUUUUAAAAUUAAAUAACAAAGGUUGAGUAUAUAAUAGUAAUCGAAUUAUUUCAUCCAAUUUCAAUAAAACCAACUUUAAUUGUUGAGCCUUUAUUAGAAAUCUUUAAUUCAAAUAAUUAGAGUGUUAAUCUUACUGAUUACAAACUAACCUUAAAUAUGCCUAUGAUAGUAGAAUAAUCUCAAAAAUUAAGAUCUGUUUAAAUGCAGAUUACAAGCAAAGCUGUUGUAAUAACUUCAAUCUCUUUUGGUGUGCUUUCAAUAAUUUCUGGAGAAUCUACAUUUAUGAUGGAAUUACUUAAUAUUGUAUAAUAUCAGUCAUUUCUUAAAUUUAUCAAUUAAGAGUAUCCAGAAAACUUAUUAAUAUAUUUUUAAGCUUCUGAGAUGAUAUCAGUAGGGCCAUAUUUGUAAAUCUUUAAUAUUGAUUAAUUUAUUAAUCCUAUCUUAUAAAAGGAUGAAUUUAUUUAACUUGAAGGAAAGUUUCUUUAUUAUGAAUUAGAAGCUAGUCUCUUUACUAACGUUUGUCCUUAAAUAUUCCAAACUUUUGGAAUUGUAUUGAUAAUGUUUUCUGGUAAGAUAUUAAAGAAAGUGUUUGAAAAAUUAAUGUCCAAUUAAUUUUUGAUAUCAUUCUUAUAAAAUAAUAAUAACCUUUAUUCAAAAGUAGUAUUUAAAUCUUUAAAAGGAAUUCGGAAGGGAAUUAAAUUAUUAUAAAUUUAGAAAUACUAUUUUAAUUACAAAUAGAUAAAAUUACUUCUUUUAUUAAAUUCUUGGGACUUACUAUUCAAAUCUAUAUUAUAUUUAUAUAGUGAUAAGAGUUAAUGUGUUAGAAAUACAAUUGAAUUUACUUUGAGUUUAGGUAUCAUAACAACAUAUUUAUAUGUAUUGAUAGAUUGUUUUUAAUCUUGCAAACCUAAUAAAUUAAUAGAUAAAAUCUAAAGAUUAGAUCAAAUAUUUUUGACUUUAGAACUUUGUAGAACAUUUUUUUUUAGUAUUGUCUUAAUAAUAGUAUAAGAGAAUUAAGUUUUAUAAACAUUGUUGUUAUUUAUUGGAAGUUUUAGUUAGUGCUUUUUUAUUUAUAAAUUUAAACAAGUUGAUAAAUUUGCUAAAAUUCUAUCAAUCCUCAUUGAAGGGACAGUAUCUAUUUUUAUAUUGACUUCAAUCAUUUACUUUAAUACUAUCAGACAGUAUAUAAAUCAGGAUAUUCUUGCAACUGUAGGAUUUUUUCAUAUUGGAUUAUUGCUUUUAAGUUCAAUUAUUUUAGGUUUAAAAUAAACCAUCUUUACAAUUAAAUUAUUUGUUAAAAAAUUUUUAGAUACUAAACCAAAUUGA